CACUCUUGAAAUGUUGCGUUACCCUGGUUUUGUGUAGUACUCUUACGAUGCAUUGAAAUAUGUUCAGUCCGUUUAGGCAGAAUUAAUAUACACUAGUGAUUGGAUCUUCAAAGCACUGUAAAUCCCAAGAAUUGUUAUAGGCCACCUGUCCUUUUAUUCUUACUACUCAAGACUUCCUUUCCGUCCUUUUUAAGUUCCGCUGUGAAUGGAUUUACCUGCUGUAUUCAAAUCCACUUUAGAUCUUCCUGUUGCUGGAUUUACCGUCACUAUUGUCCAAAUAGAGUUUUCUGACCACUUAAUGGUACUUAUUUCACGCAAUGGAAUGAUUGGGGAUAUUGUAUUGUCCCAAAAAAGCAAUCUACCGACAGUAAAUGGUCAUGUUUCUCAUGAUCUUGAUACUCGGACCCUGUUUGGUCCUGACAAAUUUUGCUUACAGAUAUAUGAUUUAUUCCCGUGCAAUGCAUCAAUUGUCCUUUGAUAUUUUAUUGUUUUUGAAUACUUGUCUUAUCACCAGGCUGAUCACUAAGAUUUUGGAUACUUCAAAAACAAUACUUGUUAGUACUGAUUUCAAAGAAGACAUUUGUUUUAGUGAUACUCAACUAAUUUGUGAUGUUUUAAAAAAUAUAAGAUCGACAUAGCAUAA
This is a messenger RNA of Schistosoma margrebowiei, 643 nucleotides long. NCBI's taxonomy places the organism in Eukaryota, Metazoa, Platyhelminthes, Trematoda, Strigeidida, Schistosomatidae. The record is from the annotation of a GenBank genome assembly.